This is a messenger RNA of Xenopus laevis (African clawed frog), 3539 nucleotides long. RefSeq names its product transcription factor LSF (gene lsf). Lineage: Eukaryota; Metazoa; Chordata; Amphibia; Anura; Pipidae. The coding region runs from base 559 to 1998 and encodes 479 amino acids. The transcript has 14 exons. The record is from RefSeq and is a predicted model, not a curated record.
GAGUAUGGCGUCCUUUCCAUCUGAUUGGUAGACUGCUGUAUCUGGGGGCGUGGUUACGUCGCGUCAAACUAUGCGUCGUGUCGGGCACUGCUAGUCUCCUCCAUGUUUCCUGGCCGAGCCUCUUGUCACUUGCUCUCGGCUGCUGUGAGGGAGUUUGACUGGCGCUUCCGCAUUACAGCUGUUUGUAGCCCCUCCCCGUUCAGAACUUCCGAAUGAGCGACUAGAACCGGAAAUUAGCCUCCUGCUUGUGCUUCUCACACCAAAAGCGCCGCUAACCAUGAUCUCCUAAGGAAUCUGAGAGCGACUCCUUUGUAUACGCGAUACCCAAUUGUUGCACGGUGUGACGGCUCCGCCGCUAAAUGAGGAGGGGAGCGAAUAGGCUGAUGAUGUAAAUCUGAGUUCCCAUCCGAUCAGUUUGAACGGUGCGGGUGCAGCUGAGCGAGCUAUGCGUUAGUGGGAGGGUCGCAGCGCCGUGUGAUAUUCCUGCUGGACACUGCCAGGCUUCCGCCCACACAGCUGCGCCACUUCUGCUGGGGAUAAGAAGGGACUGUGGGAAUCAUGGCCUGGGCACUGAAGUUACCGCUGGCAGACGAAGUGAUCGAGUCUGGAUUGGUGCAAGACUUUGAUGCCAGCUUAUCAGGGAUUGGACAAGAACUUGGGGCUGGUGCCUACAGCAUGAGCGAUGUGCUUGCCUUGCCCAUAUUCAAGCAAGAAGAAUCCAGCCUGCCAUCGGAGAAUGAGAACAAAAUUCUGCCUUUCCAGUAUGUGCUGUGCACUGCUACCUCUCCAGCUGUGAAACUUCAUGAAGAAACUCUGACCUAUCUCAAUCAAGGGCAGUCUUAUGAAAUCCGGAUGUUGGAUAACCGAAAAAUUGAAGAAUUGCCAGAAUUAAAUGGGAAGUUGGUUAAGAGUAUUUUUCGAGUGGUGUUUCAUGACCGUCGCCUACAAUACACAGAGCACCAGCAGCUAGAAGGAUGGAGGUGGAAUAGACCUGGAGACAGAAUACUGGACAUUGAUAUUCCUAUGUCUGUUGGAAUUAUUGAUCCUAGAGCUAAUCCGACCCAGCUGAAUACCGUUGAGUUCCUUUGGGACCCUGCAAAGAGGACAUCCGUGUUUAUUCAAGUUCAUUGCAUAAGCACUGAAUUCACCACGAGGAAGCAUGGAGGUGAGAAAGGUGUACCCUUCCGAAUUCAAAUCGACACAUUUAAAGAGAAUGAGAAUGGAGAGUAUACCGAACAUUUGCACUCCGCCAGCUCUCAGAUCAAAGUGUUCAAGCCAAAAGGAGCAGAUAGAAAACAGAAAACAGAUCGAGAAAAGAUGGAGAAGAGGACCCCUCAGGAAAAGGAAAAAUAUCAGCCUUCUUACGAAACAACCAUCCUCACAGAGUGCUCACCUUGGCCAGAAAUCACUUAUGUGUCAAACACUCCUUCUCCAGGAUUUAAUAGCAGUCACAACAGUUUCCCAAUUGGGGAAGGGAAUGGCUCACCAAAUCACCAGCCUGAACCUCCUGCUCCCAUUGUAGAUGUAAGUGCAGGAUUGACACCAAUUCAGAACCUCUUGCCUACAACAACCCCUCAGGAGGCACAACAGUGGCUACAUAGAAAUAGAUUUGCUGCAUUCUCGCGGCUUUUCACAAAUUUCUCAGGUGCAGAUUUAUUAAAGUUAACUAGGGAUGAUAUUAUCCAAAUCUGUGGUCCUGCUGAUGGCAUUCGUCUCUUUAAUGCCCUUAAGGGCAGAAUGGUGCGGCCAAGGCUUACCGUUUACGUGUGUCAGGAGUCCCAGCAGUUAAGGGAGCAGCAGCAACACAAACAUGAGAAUGGGGAGCCAGGAAACAGUGCUUUUUUUGUUUAUCAUGCCAUUUACUUGGAGGAAAUGACGACCAUUGAAUUAACUGAGAAGAUUGCCCAGCUCUUCAGUAUUUCUCCCCAUCAAAUCAACCAGAUCUACAAACAAGGUCCCACUGGAAUCCAUGUUCUUAUCAGCGAUGAGCUGAAAUAAAUGACAGCUAUCACAUCAUCUUAAAAUGAGGUGCGAGGUGCCAUGGAUCAGAUGAACAGAGAUGAAAUCAGGAGAAGAAGCAGAUUCCGUCUCUCUGAGCCUUUUCUGAGCUCACAAGACUUACAUGCACUAGCAACAAGACCCUAAAGAAAAAAAAAAAAAAAGUGUUUUGCCAUGUGAUGGAUUGGCAUACUGUGAUCUUUACCCACCUUCAUUUCUCACCCGGUCUGGUAAUCCUCAGCAGAGAGGCUUUUCUUGUGCCGAUUGAAAUUGGGCAUUCUAUUCUAUUUGCUCUGCUCCAUUCCAUACUGUGGGGACUAUAGAGAAUGUUCCUGCAGGCCCAAAAAGGCUUAAAAGGAAAGCAUGUUAAUCAAAUAAGAGGGUAGUUUAUUCUGCUCCCAGCUUCAUGUAAUAUGAACACAGUAUGUUUCAGACAUUGUGAAUGCAGAGAAAGUAAAAGCCUAAGCUGAGCGGCAUAUGACUGUGGGUCGUACAUUCACUGGCAUUUUCUGUUUUUUUUUUUUAUACCCGUAAAAGGCUUUUCAUAGGCUGCUGGAGGAUGUGAGGCUGGUAUUCGAAGUUCCUAAACACUGUGUAAGUGAUCAUCCAAAAAGAAAAAAAAAAUGGAAAAGGGUUUCAUUUAUAUGUAGCAUGUGUAUCUUUUGUAUGAUGCUUUUUGUGCCUCCUCCUUAUUCUUCAUCGGUUGCUGUCACUCCCCUCGCCAGAAUUUUUACUUGUCUUUGUACAUUUUUUUUUUUAAUGGAUGCCUUUUUGCAAGGUUUGUCACCUAUUAUUUUUACAUGACUUGGGGGGCAGAUGACGCUCCUUUCACUUGUAGGGUAAUUUGUUUUGCAGUUAGGGAACCUGGAAUCAGUUAGUUUAUGCAUUGCUGCAAGUGACCAGGUAAAGUAACAACGACAAAAGGAACCUCCCCCUCCCCCCCAUUUUUUAUGGUCAAAUCUAAUGUUGUAUUUGCCGCCCACCCGCAUGACUUCACACCCCUUUAUUGUUCCCCCUGUAUUACAGUUGCUUUGCUCUAUUUAUGCAGACACCUGUGGAAGUCUACAUGUUUCAUGAGAUAGAGUAACCCCCUAAUAUCACCACCCCUAAAAAAAUGUAAACAUUUGAAUCCCAAGCUACCAUUUUUAACAAUACUAUAGAUGAGAUAGUGUUUAGUUCCAGAAACCAAAUGUUAUAAUGUCCUUAAAUUCAAUUGACUCAAUAUUGUAAAUUGGCUAUAAGAAAGGGCAUAUAUUUUAUGGGUAGCUGUUUUUUCAACUAAUUUGGCAUUAUGGCGUUGUGCAGAUGUUUACUUUAAGAGAACUAUUGCCAGUAUCAUCCCCAUCCUGCAAAACUCAAAAAUUCUGUGUUUUUGUAGCAUUUAGGGGAAUAAUAGUCCAAUCAAUUAGCUGGAAUAUCUGAAAUUUGGUUUGUCAAUUGUGGGAAAUAAAAUAAAACCGUGUUCAUUCCUCAAAACUAUAAUACACCAAAUAAUGUAUUUCAUAAUAAACGGACACACAUUUUUUUUUUCUGUUUUAUAA